This is a messenger RNA of Striga asiatica, 363 nucleotides long. NCBI's taxonomy places the organism in Eukaryota, Viridiplantae, Streptophyta, Magnoliopsida, Lamiales, Orobanchaceae. The record is from the annotation of a GenBank genome assembly.
CUCGAUAUAAUUGACCUUCUCUCAUGCCUUCUUCCUUCGUUCCGAGGUGGUGACCGGCUAAAGUCUCGUGAAAGGGCUAGUGUUCCCGCUUUAUUACGCAUGUCUGGGUUGAAGGCGGAUUAUUUGAUUCGGAUCGAGUCGAGCCAGGUCCGGCUCAUCCAUUCCCGUCUAUUUCGUUCAACAAACUAUGGUAAGGCAACAACCAACCCGGCCUUUCAAUUGUUGAAAUGCACCAAACCAACCCUUUGUAGCAGCAACGCCAAAAAGCCUCGCAGAGACGUCUUACCCGUAGCGGCUGAGCCAAUAGCAGCGAACAGGAAGUUUGGAAGAACCGAUAGGGUCAAUGUAAUUGAGUCGUACAAA